UGUCAAAUAUUGACGCAUGCGCAGUGGGGCUCCUCACACAGACACUUGUCGCGCUGUGGUCGUCCGCGUCGCCCCCUCGAGUCGCCAGCAACUGCGGCUUUCUUCAUCGACUCCAGCACCUCAGCCUCGCAGAUUCACAGCCCCAACACACCCCAUCCCAUCCCCUCCCACGACCCACCAGCCUCCUCAAGCCGUACAAGUCCACGGCGUCAUGCUGACGAGGAGGCCGGCGGCCGGGAGGCUGCGCGGGUAAUCGGCGGUGGUGGUUGCAGCCUGGUUUGCUUGCGAGAGAGCGAGGAGAGAAGUCGCCUUUGGGAGAGCCGCGUUGGAAGCUGCGCAUCCGGUGAGCGGUGGAACGAGAAGAAGCGACGAGAAGAAGCGACGAGAAGAAGCGAGAUGAACUCCUCUUUCAUGGAGGCAAACCGGUCCCUGGCCGUGGCGGCCACGGAGGCCGUGGCGACACUGGUGCCAUCGUCCGGGGGGAGCGCCGAGACAACCGUCACGUUGGCGCCCAUCGGCCCCACAAUUGCCCCCGACCAUGGCAACGUCACGCUGCCGCUCAUCUUCCUGCAGACGUCGGCCGCGCAGGCCAUCUCGGGCUUCUUCGCGUGGUGCGCGCUGCUCAUCACCUUCCACCAGAUCUACGUGCACCUGAAGCACUAUAGCUGCCCGAACGAGCAGCGGCACAUCGUGCGCAUUCUCUUCAUCGUGCCCAUCUACGCCUUCGACUCGUGGCUCAGCCUCCUGUUCUUCAGCAACGACCAGUUCUACAUCUACUUCGACUCCGUGCGGGACUGCUACGAGGCAUUUGUGAUUUACAACUUCCUGAGCCUGUGCUAUGAGUACCUCGGUGGGGAGAGCGCCAUCAUGUCCGAGAUCCGGGGCAAGCCAAUCGAGUCAAGCUGCAUAUACGGCACGUGCUGCCUGUGCGGUCACAACUACUCCAUUGGCUUCCUGCGCUUCUGCAAGCAGGCGACGCUUCAGUUCUGUGUGGUGAAGCCGCUCAUGGCCGUCGUGACGCUCAUCCUUCAGGCCUUCGGCAAAUACCGCGACGGCGACUUCGACGUGUCUAAUGGGUACCUGUACGUGACGAUCAUCUACAACGUGUCCGUGAGCCUGGCGCUCUACGCCCUCUUCCUCUUCUACUUCGCCACGCGCGAGUUGCUCAGCCCCUUCGAGCCCGUGCUCAAGUUCUUCACCGUCAAGUCGGUCAUCUUCCUCUCCUUCUGGCAGGGCAUGCUGCUGGCGAUCCUGGAGAAGUGCGGGGCGAUCCCCAUGAUCUACUCGCUGGACGGCAAGCUGGUGGCCGGCGUGGGCACUGUGGCGGCUGGAUACCAGAACUUCAUCAUCUGCAUUGAGAUGUUCUUUGCGGCAGUCGCGCUGCGCUACGCCUUCUCGCACUGGCCCUACCUCAACAAGCGCGUCGACACACUCGGCCGGAGCGCCCCGAUGAGCAUCUCGAGCAGCCUGAAGGAGACGAUGAACCCCAACGAUAUCGUGCAGGACGCCAUCCACAACUUCUCGCCCGCAUACCAGCAGUACACGCAGCAGUCGACGCUCGAGCGCAACGGCACCGGCCACGCGCACAGCCACACGUUCCACGCGCGCCAGCCGUCGGGCGGCGGGGGCGGUGGGGGGCACCCCUCGGCCCACGCGCACGACACCGAGAAGACGAUGCUGCUGAGCUCCGACGACGAGUUCUGAGCGGCGUCGUGGUGCGCGUCCGAGGCGGCACGACAAUGCCGUCGCCGUCGCCGCCGCCGCCGCUGCUGCCGCUUACGACGCCACUCCUGCUCUCGCCCCCCCCACCACCACCACCACCACCCACGUUUGCUUCUCCCCCCAUCGCCCACCGUCUUCCAACGCCGCCUCUGGUGGCGCGGUGAACUGAUGGCAGCGCUCCUUUCUGUGACCCUCCCCCCCCCUUCCCGCCGCCCUUCACCACGAACGCCAUUUGAGUAGUUGCUACCAAUUUUGAGGCGCGUUGUGGAGUGUUUGAGGGGAUGCCAACCGCUGGGCGGUGUGGGGGGGGGUGAGGGGGUUGAGAGGGGUUGUGGGGAGUGGCGGGAAACACCAGAAGCUGCUCACCAUUUACACAAUCGUGCUUUCUUGCGGUUCUCACUCUCUGGCAUUAAAUUCACUGUCGGGGGGAAAGACACGUAGACAUGUAAACAAGCUUAUUUCGUUGAGACGUUUUUUUUAUUUUAAUUGAGGGAGAGGAAUUAUUCCAUAUUCGUGCAUUCACAACCCAAUGAAGCCGGUUUUUGCGUGGGAAAACAACACGGAUGACGCGGAUUUUGCGCCGGCUUUCGGCCGGUGAAAUUUACGGGAAUUGUUAAUCAUCGUCGUGUUUGUUUUCUUUUUUAGUUUUUUUGGAAAAAUAAUUUACUGCAUGGAUGUCGGCUUACUAGGGGGGG
This is a messenger RNA of Petromyzon marinus (sea lamprey), 2417 nucleotides long. RefSeq names its product transmembrane protein 184B (gene TMEM184B). Lineage: Eukaryota; Metazoa; Chordata; Hyperoartia; Petromyzontiformes; Petromyzontidae. The record is from RefSeq and is a predicted model, not a curated record.